AGAUGCUGAGCCGCUUGUCCGGAUUAGCAAAUGUAGUUUUGCACGAACUGUCAGGAGAUGACACUGACGGGAACUUGUCUGCUCCCUUAGAAGCUGAAUUACCCCAGGCAUCUGACAUGGAAUUGAAUAAUAGCACACAAGAGGAUGUUUUGGAACGCCUGGCUCAUGCAGAGAAGUUAGUAGUGGAGCUAAAGGAUAUUAUUAGACAGAAGGAUGCUGAACUCCAGCAGAAGGAUGAAGAUCUGCAGGAGGAAAGAAAAGCUGCUGAAAACAAAGUUAAGAAAAUAAAACUUCACGCAAAGGCCAAGCUCACAUCUUUGAACAAACAAAUAGAAGAAAUGAAGGCUCAAGGAGGGACCGCCUUGCCUACAGAGCCCCAGGCAGAGGAGCCGCUCUCCAAGCAUGAUAAGAGUUAUACGGAAGAAGAGAUGGAAGUAGAAAAAAUAAAGCAUGAACUCCAGGAGAAGGAGAAAUUAAUUAGCAAUUUGCAAGCCCAGCUGGACCAGGCACAGUCAGAACAAGCCUUGCAGUUGGAUAAGAGUUCUGCAGAGAUGGAAGACCUCAUGUUGAUGAAGCAGCAGCUCCAAGAAAAGGAAGAACUCAUUAGCACUUUGCAAACUCAGCUCAGCCAAACACAGGCAGAGCAAGCUGCACAGUUGAGUUCCAUGCAGCAGGUGGUCCGAGAGAAAGACGCCCGCUUUGAAACACAGGUUCGUCUGCAUGAAGAUGAGCUGCUUCAGUUAGUGGCCCAGUCAGAUGUGGAGACAGAGUUGCAACAGAAAUUGAGGGUGAUGCAGAGGAAGCUCGAGGAACAUGAAGAAGCCUUGCUGGGCCGUGCUCAGGUUGUAGACCUGCUGCAGCAGGAGCUGACUUCGGCUGAGCAGAGAAACCAGGCUCUUUCACAGCAGUUACAGCAGUUGGAAGCUGAAUAUAGUACUUUAAAGAACACCAUGGAAACAGAAAGACAGGAGUCCAAGGUCCUGAUGGAAAAGGUAGAACUUGAAGUGGCAGAGAGAAAGUUAUCCUUCCAUAACCUACAGGAAGAAAUGCAGCAGCUUCAGGGACAGUUGGUGCGAGCCGGCCAAGCCCAGGCUGACCUGGAGACCCAGUACAGUGCUCUCGAGCAAAGGCAUAAAGCAGAAAUGGAAGAGAAGGCAGCUUACAUUUUGACUCUUCAGAAGACAGAGCAAGAGCUGCAGUCUGCCUGUGAUGUUCUGAAGGAGGAAAACGCGAAGCUGCUCCAGGAGAAGAGGGAACAGGCUGCCGAGUCAGCCCAGGCCAUGCAGCAGCUGGAAGAUCAACUCCAGCAAAAAUCUGAAGAACUUAGCCAAUUUGUAAAUAAACCAGACUUGCAAAAACAAGAAACAGCAUCUCAGACUUCACCAGAUGUUUAUAAUGAGGGCAUACAGGUAGUCAUGGAAGAGGAUAACGCCUGUUUGCAGAAGAGAGUGGUAGAGCUAGAGAAUGAAAAGGAAGCCUUGCUCCAAAGUUCUGUAGAGCUGGAGGAGCUGAAAGCUGAGAAUGAAAAACUCUCUUCUCGGAUUACUCUUCUGGAGGCUCAGACUAGAACAGGGGAGGCUGAUGGCACAGUCUGUGAGGUCGGCACAGCUGGUUAUACUUCACUCAACAAGAGCAGUUUUAAUAAUGAAGAAAGUGGCCGAGAUGUCCUAGAGAACACAUUUUCUCAGAAACAUAAAGAACUAUCUGUUUUAUUAGCAGAAAUGAAAGAAGCCCAAGAGGAAAUCGCAUUUCUUAAGUCCCAGCUGCAGGGCAAGAAGCCUGAGGGGGACUAUGAGCUCCUUGACCAGAAAGAAGUGAAGCUGAUGGAGAGUGAAGGUCUGCCCUCAGUUAUAGCGGGAGAUAGCCUCUGUAAGGAGAGCAGCAUCCCAGCAGCUGAAAAAGAGGAACAGGCAAGUGCUGAAGAUCAGCAGCAAACAUCUGAGGCAGGGCCUCUAAAUGAUGCUGGAAUGGACCUGAAAUCCCCAAAGCUGGAUAGUACAGACAAAUCUUCCCCUGUAGAUAUUUGCCAGUGUCACCAGGGAGAAUUAGAAAGGCUGAAGACUCAAGUAUUGGAGCUUGAGACAGGCCUUCAUAAAGCAGAAGACAUUUAUGAGAAAAAUUUAGAAGAGAAAGCUAAGGAAAUUAGCAACCUAACCCAGCUCAUGGAAGAACUGAAGGAGAGUGCUGAGGGUGCCCGCAGCAAGCUCACUGCUGUGUCUGAAGAAAGAGACCAGCUGCUUUCCCAGGUGGAGGAGCUCCAUGUCUUAGCAGAGCUUCGGGCUCAGGUCCAGGAACUGGAAACCAGCCUUGCAGAAGCAGAGAAGCAAAGAGGUCUGGAUUAUGAAAGCCAGAGGACUCAGCACAGCGUGCUCACAGAGCAGAUCCACAGCCUAAGCGUAGAGGCCAGGUCUAAAGAUGUGAAGAUCGAAGCUCUCCAGAGAGAGCUGGAUGAUCUGCAGCUACAGUUUUCUGAGCAGGGCACCCAGAUAAAAAGCCUGCAGAGCCAGCUGCAGAAGAAGGAAAGGGAAGUGCUCGAGGGGGCAGAACGGGUGAAGGACAUGUCAAAUGAGAUGGAAGGACUAUCCCAAGCUCUUUCGCAGAAGGAACUGGAAAUAGCCAAAAUGAACCAGCUCUUACUAGAGAAAAAGAAAGAUGUGGAGACACUCCAGCAAACCAUCCAGGAGAAGGAUCAGCAAGUGACGGAACUCAGCUUCAGUAUGACAGAGAAAAUGGUGCAGCUUAACGAAGAAAAGUUUUCUCUCGGGGUUGAAAUUAAGACUCUGAAGGAGCAGCUCAAUUUAUUGUCCAGAGCUGAAGAAGCAAAAAAAGAGCAGGUAGAGGAUCAUGGAGGUGAUUCCAACCUUAACCAUAGUCACGAUGAGUCACCAGUGGGGCUGGUGAGUAAAGAGGGGCUUCAGCAGGAACUGGAGUGCCUGAAGAAAGAGAGCGAGCAGAGAAAGCGGAAGCUCCAGGCAGCGCUUAUUAACAGAAAGGAGCUACUCCAGAGAGUCAGCGCUCUGGAGGAAGAGUUAGCCAAGGUGAAAGAGGAGUCUAGGAAAGAGACUCCACUCAGAGAGAGUGAGAGGAGAAAGCUGGAGGAAGAUGGAGAGAACAAAGAUGACCGAGAAAAAUGUGAGACCUCUAAGUGGCAAGAAAUACAAGUUUCUUUAAAACAGACAAUAUCCAAAAAAGAAGUGGAACUAGAGCACGUAAGGAGAGAUUUGAAAGAAAAGAUAGCAGCGGAAGAAGAAUUACAGGCUGUGGUUCAACAGAUGAAUCAGAGCUUGCAGGAGAAGACCAAGCAAAUAGAUUUGCUUCGAGCUGAGAUCACUGAAAACCAAGCAACUAUUGAGAAAUUAGCCACAGGCAAUAAGGAUGCUGGGCAUGGAGACGCUGCAGCGCCUGCAAAAGAAAUGGUGGUGAGCAGCCCACCCAGUGCAGGUGGUGGGGAACACGGUAAGCCAGAGUUGGAGGGAAAGAUACUAGACCUUGAAAAGGAAAAGGAACAACUCAAAAAGAAGCUCCAAGAAGCCUUAACUUCCCGCAAGGCAAUUCUAAAAAAGGCACAAGAGAAAGAGAAACAUCUGAAGGAAGAGCUCAAAGAGCAGCAGGAUGCUUACUGUCGCCUCCAGGAACACUUUGAUGAGCAGAGGAAGGAAAAUGAGCACAUCGGGGACCAGCUAAGGCAGCUGCAGUUGCAAGUGCAGGAGUCUGUGGACACACAGCUCCCGGGCACUGACCAGCAGGAGCCUGGUCUGCUGGCACAAGGGUUAGAAGGAAUUUCGCUCGAAGAUAAAGAACAGCAGCCCACCCAGCCUGCCUUCGAGUCUGAUUUAGGCACAACUCGGCCUUCUCACCCCGGAGAGACAGCAGCUCUCCAGGUUACUGUUUCUAUUGCCCAGAUUAAGGCCCAGUUGAAAGAAAUGGAGGUUGAGAAAGAAGAGCUGGAAUUGAAAGUUAGUUCUGCAGCAAGUGAGCUGAUUAAAAAGUCAGAAGAAGUGCUUCUAUUACAAGAGCAGAUAAGCAAACAGGGUAUAGAAAUCCAGAAUUUGAAGGCAGCAUCCCAUGAGGCAGAGGCCCACAUGGAAAGGCUGAAGCAGGAACUGGAAAGCAGUCAACUAAAACUUGCUAGCCUGGAACAUCUGAAAACUCUUCAGCCUGAGCUAGACGAACUGCAGAAGCACCUCCGCCAGAAGGAAGACGAGGUCAGCUGUCUUUCUGGACAGCUUAGUGAGAAAGAGCAGACCCUCAGCACAGUACACACAGAGAUGAUGGAGCAGGAGAAUUUAAUCAAGGCCCUGCACACACAGCUGGAAAUGCAAGCCAAAGAGCACGAGGAGAGGCUAAAGCAGGUCCAGGUGGAACUUUGUGAACUGAAGCAGAAGCCAAACGAAGCUGAGGAAGAAACUAAAGCAAAGCAACAAAUUCAGAGGAAACUGCAGGCUGCCCUCAUCUCCCGAAAGGAGGCACUCAGAGAAAACAAGAAUCUGCAAGAGGAGUUGUCUUUAGCCAGAGAUGCCAUUGAACGCCUGACCAAGUCUCUGGCAGAUGUAGAAAGCCAGGUUUCUGUUCAGAAUAAAGAGAAAGAUGCACUCCUAGGGAAGUUAGCCAUUCUUCAGGAAGAAAGAGACAAACUCAUUGUAGAAAUGGACAGGUCUUUACUGGAAAAUCAGAGCCUUGGUGGCUCUUGUGAAAGCCUAAAACUAGCUCUGGAGGGUCUUACUGAAGACAAGGAAAAGCUGUUGAAGGAGCUUGAAUCUUUAAGAUGUUCUAAGAUUGCAGAGAGCAACGAAUGGCAAGAGAAACACAAGGAACUGCAGAAGGAGUAUGAAGUUCUUCUGCAGUCCUACGAGAAUGUGAGCAAUGAAGCAGAAAGGAUCCAGCACGUGGUGGAAAGCGUGAGGCAAGAGAAGCAAGAGCUUUAUGGGAAAUUACGAAGCACAGAGACAGACAAGAGAGAGACAGAAAAGCAGCUGCAGGAUGCAGAACAGGAAAUGGAAGAGAUGAGAGAAAAGAUGAGAAAGUUUGCUAAAUCUAAACAACAGAAGAUCCUUGAGCUGGAGGAAGAAAAUGACCGGCUUAGAGCAGAGGCCCAGCCUGUAGGAGGAGCCAAAGAAAGCAUGGAAGCUCUUCUCUCUUCCAAUUCUAGCUUGAAGGAGGAACUAGAAAGGGUCAAAUUGGAGUAUAAAACCCUGUCUAAGCAGUUUGAGGCUUUAAUGGCAGAGAAAGACAUUCUGAGUGAAGAGAUUCAAGAGCUAAAGCAUCAGGUAGAAGAUCAUGUACUGAAACAAGCUAGCCUAGAGGCAACUGAGAAAUCCGAUGAACAGAAGGAUAUCAUUGAAGAUGUAACACAAGCUGUGGUGGGCAAGUCUCAAGAGCAAGACUCACAGAGAUUCAGUGCUAAGCUUGAAGAUCCGGAAGCUGUUCCAUCAGCUCACAGUGCCAAGUCUGGCAUUGGUGAGACUUUCGGCUCCCACGAUGACAUCAAUAACUACCUACAGCAGCUUGAUCAGCUUAGGAGAAGAAUUGGUGAAUUAGAGGUGGAGCAACAGAAGGAAAAGGAACUUAGCCAGACUUUAGAAAAUGAGAAAAAUGCCCUAUUGAGUCAACUCUCUGCAAAAGAUGGUGACCUAAAGCUACUUGAGGAAGAAGUCGCCAAAAUAAGCAUGCAAAAUCAGCAAAUCCAAGAAGAACUCUCCAGAGUUACCAAGCUGAAAGAGACGGCAGAAGAGGAGAAAGAUGACUUAGAAGAGAGGCUGAUGAAUCAACUGGCAGAACUUAAUGGCAGCAUUGGGAAUUAUUACCAGGAUGUUACAGAUGCCCAGAUAAAAAACGAGCAACUGGAAUCCGAAAUGCAGAACCUUAAAAAGUGUGUGAGUGAUUUAGAAGAAGAAAAGCAGCAGCUGGUCAAGGAAAAAAGCAUGGUGGAGUCAGAAAUACGAAAGGAGUUUAUGGAGAAGAUACAGGGUGCCGAGAAAGGGCCUGGCAAUAAAAGCCAUGCCAAGGAGCUCCAGGAGCUGUUGAAAGAAAAACAGCAAGAGGUAAAGCAACUGCAGAAGGACUGCAUUAGGUACCAAGAGAAGAUCAGUGCUCUGGAGAAGACGGUCAAGGCUUUAGAGUUUGUUCAGGCUGAAUCCCAAAAGGAUUUGGACGUAACAAAAGGGAAUCUGGCGCAAGCUGUUGAACAGCGCAAAAAGGCACAAGCAGAAUUAUCUAGCUUCAAAGUGCUGCUGGAUGACACCCAAAGUGAAGCCGCGAGAGUGCUGGCAGACAACCUCAAACUGAAGAAGGAACUUCAGGCAAACAGAGAGUUCGUCAAGAGCCAGAUGAAACAAAAAGAUGAAGCCCUCCUGCGCCAACUCGAGCAGGCAGAAGAGAAACACCUGAAAGAGAAGACAAGCACCCAAGAGGAGCUGCAUGCUCUGCAUAAGGAGAAGGCCCACGUGGAAGACACACUUCUGGAAGUCCAGGCCACACUGACCAGGAAAGACAAGGAAAUGAAGCAGCUGCAGGAGAGCCUGCACAGCACUGUAGCCCAGCUCGCAGCCUUCACUAAGAGCAUGUCAUCCCUCCAGGAUGACCGUGACAGGGUGAUCGAUGAAGCUAAGAAAUGGGAGCAGAAAUUUGAUGAUGCCAUUCAAACCAAAGAGGAAGAGAUCAGACUCAAAGAGGAGAAUUGCAGCGUUCUAAAGGAUCAGCUUCGACAAAUGACCAUCCAUGUGGAGGAAUUGAAGAUCAACAUCUCCAGGCUUGAACAUGACAAGGAAACUUGGGAGUCCAAGGCCCAUUCAGAGCUCCAGCAUCAACAGAAGGUUUGUGAUAACCUUCAAGGGGAAAAUAAAGAACUUAUGGCCCAGCUGGAAGAAACUCAACAACUAUACCACAAUUCUAUGAAUGAACUAACUAGGUUGGAAUCAGAACUCAAGAAUCUCAAAGACCAGUCAACUGAUUUAAAUAACUCUUUAGAAAAAUGUAAAGAACAGAAAGAAAGCUUGGAGGGGAUCAUAAAGCAGCAAGAUGCUCAUAUCCAAAAUCGCAAGUUCAGCCAUGAGCAACUCGAGACUGAUCUGAAGACCUCCAGAGAGCUAACCGCUAGGCUGCAUGAUGAAAUCAACGAGAAGGAGCAGAAGAUUAUAAGCCUGCUUUCUGGCAAGGAGGAGGCAAUCCAAGGAGCUGUGGCGGAACUGCGCCAACAACACAGUAAAGAAGUCAAGGAGCUAGAAAACCUCCUGUCCCAGGAGGAACAGAAGAAUGCGGCCCUAGAAGAGGAAAACAGAAAGGCUGUUGAGAAAACCAGUCAGGUCAUGGAAACUCUAGAAACCAUCAAGAAGGAGAAUUCUGAGCAGAAGGCACAGCUGGAUUCCUUCGUUAAGUCUAUCUCCUCUCUCCAGGACGACCGAGACCGCAUAGUGAGUGACUAUCAGCAGCUGGAAGAGCGACAUCUCACUGUCAUCUUGGAAAAAGACCAGCUCAUCCAAGACGCUGCUGCUGAGAACAAUAAACUGAGGGAGGAGAUCCGAGGGCUGAGAGGUCACAUGGAUGAUCUCAACUCCGAGAAUGCCAAGCUGGAUGCUGAGCUGGUCCAGUACCGGCAGGACCUGAAGGAGAUGAUAGCCAUCAAGGACUGUCAGCAAAAGCAACUCCUUGAGGCUCAACUACAGCAGAACAAGGAGUUGAAAAGUGAAUGUGCAAAAUUAGAAGAAAAGCUGAAGGGGUCAGAAGACGCAAAGCAAAGCCUACAAAGGUUUUCUGAUGCCCUCCAAGAGGAGAAACAAGGUUUGUCUAAAGAGAUCGAGAACUUGACGAGACAGGUGACAGCCUUGCAGGAAGAGGGUACUGUAGGAAUCUAUCUUGCCCAACUGAAAGUAAAAGAAGAGGAGGUUCAGCAGUUAAAUGUGGCACUCUCCUCUUCCCAGAAGAGAACUGCGGAUCUGGAAGAGGAGUUAGUUUGUGUUCAGAAGGAAGCUACCAGGAAGGUAAGUGAAAUCGAGGAGAAGCUGAAGAAGGAGCUGAAGCACCUCCAUCAUGACGCAGGGAUAAUGAGGAAUGAAACUGAAACAGCAGAAGAGAGGGUGGCAGAACUGGCGAGAGAUCUGGUCGAGAUGGAGCAGAAGUUACUUAUGGUAACUAAAGAGAAUAAAGAUCUUACAGCACAGAUUCAGUCCUUUGGAAGGUCAAUGAGUUCCUUGCAGGACAGCAGAGAUCAUGCCACUGAGGAGCUUAGUGACCUGAAGAAGAAGUAUGAUGCCAGUCUCAAGGAGCUGGCCCAGCUGAAAGAGCAGAAGGAUUUAGGCAGAGAGAGUGACAUCCUUUCCCAGGCUGCCUUUCCUCUGACCACCGCUGAGAACGGCUUGUCCCACAUUGAGAAACUGAACCAGCAGCUCAUGUCCAAAGACGAGCAAUUGCUUCACCUAUCUUCACAACUAGAAGAUUCUUACAACCAAGUGCAGUCCUUUUCCAAGGCCAUGGCCAGUCUGCAGAAUGAGAGAGAUCACCUGUGGAGUGAGCUGGAGAAAUUCCGGAAGUUGGAGGAAGGGAAGCAGAGGGCUGCAGCUCCUUCAUCUGCCUCCAGCUCAGCUGAAGUACAGAGCUUGAAAAAGGCCAUGUCUUCACUCCAGAACGACAGGGAUCGAUUACUGAAGGAGCUGAAGAAUCUGCAGCAGCAGUACCUACAGAUGAACCAAGAGCUCACGGAGGUACGGCCCCUGAAAGCGCAGCUGCAGGACCAUCAGGAUCAGGCAAAGGCCCUGCAGGUGAUGAAGGAGGAACUGAGGCAGGAAAGCCUCUCCUGGCAGCAUGAGCUGCAUCAGCUCAGAAUGGAGAAGAAUUCCUGGGAACUGCAUGAGAGAAGGAUGAAGGAGCAGUACCUCAUGGCCAUCUCAGAGAAAGAUCAGCAGCUCAGUCAUCUGCAGAGUCUCCUGAGGGAGCUGAGGUCUUCCCCCAAGCCUCAGCUUCUCCCAGCACAGUACCAACGACAGGCAUCCCCAGAGGCAUCAGCUUCCCUCGACGGGUCUCAAAACCUAGUUUAUGAAACAGAACUUCUCAGGACUCAGCUCAAUGACAGCUUAAAGGAAAUUCACCAGAAGGAACUAAGAAUUCAACAGCUGAACAGCAAGUUUUCUCAGCUGCUCGAGGAGAAGAACACCCUCUCCAUCCAGCUCAGCGAUGCCAGCCAGAGUCUCCGUGAGAACCAGCACCACUACAGUAACCUCUUCAACCACUGUGCUGACCUGGAGAAGCAGGUGCAGGAGCUGCAGGCGGGGCCCCUAAAUGCCGAUGUUGCUCCAGGAGCGCCCCAGGAAAAGAAUGGAAUUCACAGAAAGAGUGAUCCUGAGGCCACAAGGGAGCAGCAGCCAAGCUUUUCUGAAGCCCAGCAGCAGCUGUGCAGCACUAAACAAGAAGUAAGUGAGCUGAAGAAGCUGCUGGAUGAAGAGCGAGACCAAAGAUGGACGGCUGAGAGUGCGCUCUCCCUGGCCAAGGAGCAGAUCAGAAGGUUGGAGCAGAGUGAGUGGGAUUCGGCCCGGACUCCUAUCAUUGGCUCGUGUGGCUCUCAGGAGCAAGCGCUGUUGAUAGAUCCCCCAGGCAGCAGCUGUCGACGGACCCGGAAUGGUGCAGGAUGGAAGCGAGUUCUGCGUUCACUCUGCCAUUCCCGGACCCGAGUGCCACUGCUCGCGGCCAUCUACAUCCUGAUGGUUCAUGUCCUGCUUGUUCUGUGUUUCACGGGCCACCUAUAAACUUGUCGCUUGAGCACAACUCCCGGAACCUGUCAUUCCUUCAUCUCUAAAAUCAGAAUUGUCAGUUCCAGAGCAGCCUUUCUCCCUUUCAGCCCGUCCACCUCUCCUCGGAAAGUGCCUGUGAAAACAGGUGGCGUGGGGACAGGAGCGGGAAGGCCUGUGGCAUCCACAUUCGUUAAACACCUCUGGCUGGUGUGAGCAGCUUUGCAGAUGUGCUGUGCCCAGCGCUUCUUCAGAUGUCGUAGACCCGCAUUUUGUAGGAUCCCGAAGGAUGCUGGGAGAGGCCUUCCGGCCAAGCCAACAAGAUAGUUCCAAUAAACACAGCAACCUGGAAUAUCCAGUAUUAUUUUUCUUGGUAACUGGCUUUGUCCUGUUGCCUAGAGAAGGCAGAGCUGUGGGCAGUGAACACAUUUUCCCACAGGACGCGUGAGCAGGCCAUGGAGACUCAGGUGGGAGCUGGAGGGCUCCCAGGUGUCAGUUGUUGGCUCACACUGGGAAGGCCUUUUCUUCCUGCCCGUUCUAUCACCAUUGAGUUAAGGACAAGACCCUGUCACUUAUGCCCUUGGUUGCACGUAGAUAAGGUAUUAAGCGGUAUUAUUUCGUCGAACAGAAAGGCAGGAAGAACUGGCUAUGGACAGCAAGGCUCAAAUUCUGUAGUCCUAUUUUCUGGAUGUGCCUCAUAGGGGUCCUAAGACAGUGUGCAAGGGCCAGCAGGAGCCAUGCCAAGGUGAGCUGGGGUCAGGUCUGAGUACCACAUCGUGACUUCUCGCCUCAGGAACUACCCGAGCUGCUGCUCUGUUCUUCUGUGUCUUCAGUGCCAUUGUCACCCGCCUCUGGGACCAGAGGACUGAGGCAAUGGAAAGAGAAGGCAAAGGCCCCAAAUCCAGACCUGACAGCAGUGGCCAGGAGUGGAUUGCACUGUGCCUGUCCUCCCUUGCCAGCCGGUGUUUUCUUGCUGUGGACACGUAACGUUUCCUUCCUGUUCUCACCACCUAAACAGGGUCGGCUCACUGGUCAGCUCCGUGUGCUGUGGUGAUUAAAUUUUAGUCACAGCAUCCCAAGAACUUUCCUCAACUACUGUAAAAUAAUAAAAUUAUUUUCAGAAUGA
This is a messenger RNA of Psammomys obesus (fat sand rat), 10842 nucleotides long. RefSeq names its product golgin B1 (gene Golgb1). NCBI's taxonomy places the organism in Eukaryota, Metazoa, Chordata, Mammalia, Rodentia, Muridae. The record is from RefSeq and is a predicted model, not a curated record. Gene Ontology annotation, cellular component: cis-Golgi network; endoplasmic reticulum-Golgi intermediate compartment; membrane. The transcript is spliced from 21 exons. The coding region runs from base 3 to 9734 and encodes 3243 amino acids.